Molecule: messenger RNA, 552 nt
Organism: Caenorhabditis remanei
Lineage: Eukaryota; Metazoa; Nematoda; Chromadorea; Rhabditida; Rhabditidae
Exons: 3
Coding region: 1-552 (183 amino acids)
Cellular component (GO): membrane
Molecular function (GO): G protein-coupled peptide receptor activity
Source: RefSeq, a predicted model, not a curated record
AUGAGUGCACUUCGAAAUUUCACUCGAAGAUGCUCAACUUGGCUCAGUUUGUCGAUAGCUGUUAUUCGAACUCUAGUCAUCAGAAAUCCAAUGAAUCCGAAAUAUGAGAAGUUGUCUAAGCCGAAAACUGCAUUCACCGUGAUUUUAGUGAUCUACGUGCUAUGCUUCCCGCUAGCAGUUGUAGAAUAUUUAGGAAAUUGGUUGAUUGAAAAUGUGGAUGCAGUAGAGUGCAGAGAUAAUGAAACCAUGAGCGUUUAUUACUACACAGUGGAUUCUCAGACUGGUUCACUGACAAUGAUUAUAUGGUUUACAAACUGUUUUAUGCUUUUUCCAUGUAUCCUCUUUCCAAUUUUCACCACUUUUCUUAUUAUUGAAAUUCGAAAAGCCGAAAAGUCGAGACAAAAUCUGUUUGUAUCAAAGUCUGACUCUGGAAACACCACGAAACUCAUCUUCUACCUCACACUGACAUUCUUCAUUGCUUUCUGGAAACAAGGACUGCGUAAACACUGUGCAAUCUACGAGUUGAAUUACUUCAUAUACAUAUACUCGUAA